AUGCCGGACAUCAUCUUCACAGACAAAGAUUUUCAUGCCCCAGAUCCCAACCAAGAUGAUCCAAUGGUUAUAACCGCUCGCAUAGCACAGUACGAUGUAAGUAAGGUUCUGGUGGAUCAUGGAAGUUCCGUCAACAUCCUAUAUUGGACUACCUUCCAAAAGAUGGAACUAUCAGAAGAUAUGAUAACACCCUUCGGAGAGCAAAUUGUUGGGUUUGCAGGAGAACGGGUGGAUACUCGGGGAUAUCUUGAUCUCAGAACCCGACUAGGAACUGGUGACAGGGCCAAAGAACUCCGCACGCGGUUUCUGUUGGUAGAANCCCAUACCUCAUAUAACGCCCUCUUAGGGCGGCCGUGCCUCAAUGCCUUCGGNGCCAUAGUUUCUACUCCUCACCUGGCGAUGAAAUUCCCUUCGGAGGACGGGAANAUAUGUACCGUUCGGGCAGAUCAGAAAACCGCUCGGCAAUGUUACGCGGCUGCUUUGAAGGCUAAGCCGUAUNUUAAAGAAAAACGGUCUGAAGCAAUACUGGUCGAUUUGGAUCCUAGGACCAAUACUGAUGACCGCAUCCAACCCCAGGGGGAAACCAAACAGUUCAUCCUCGNNAAAAAUGCCNACCAAACCACCUNCAUUGGCGCCGGCCUGACGCCNGAACAAGAAAAAGACCUGACCACACUGCUGAAGUCAAACAGCAAACUUUUUGCAUGGACCGCCUCUGACAUGCCAGGAAUUCACCCCAGUGUAAUCACUCACAAGCUAUCAAUAUUUCGUGAAGCCCGUCCGGUAGCUCNGAAAAAGCGACGACUUGGUAANGACAAGAGGGAAGNCGUGCAGAACGAGGUGAACAAACUAGUAAAGGCCGGGUUCGUNCGGGAAAUCCGAUACACCACUUGGCUCNCAAACGUUGUGAUGGUAAAGAAAGCAAAUGGUCAGUGGCGAAUGUGUGUUGACUUUACCGAUCUCAAUAAAGCCUGUCCGAAAGAUAANUACCCNCUUCCCAGCAUUGACCGGUUAGUAGACGGUGCUUCGGGACACGCGGUCUUAAGCUUUCUUGAUGCCUAUUCGGGAUACAACCAAAUCCCCAUGCACGUCCCAGACCAGGAGAAAACAACUUUCAUAACGGAGCAUGCCAACUACUGCUAUGAGGUGAUGCCGUUCGGUCUAAAAAAUGCUGGCGCAACUUACCAACGGCUCAUGGACAAAGUCUUUCGGGAUCAAAUCGGGCGGUGUAUGGAGGUUUAUGUCGACGAUAUGGUGGUAAAAAGCUCUUCACAUCAACAACAUUUGAGAGACCUAGCCGAAGUCUUUCAACAGCUCGAGCGGUAUGACCUGCGAUUGAAUCCUUUGAAAUGCACCUUUGGGGUACAGGCAGGUAAGUUCCUAGGUUUCCUGUUGACCAACCGAGGAAUAGAGGCCAACCCGGAUAAAUGCCGGGCGAUUUUGGAGAUGCGGAGCCCAACGAAACUUAAGGAGGUCCAAUGUUUAGUCGGCUGCCUUACCGCCUUAUCACGGUUCAUUCCGAAGCUCUCAGACCACAUCAAGCCCAUAAUAAAGAACAUGAAGCAGAAUGUGCCCCGGCGCUGGGACGAUCAGUGUGAAGUUGCCUUCUCCACAAUAAAGAACAUACUAACGUCUCCACCGGUGAUGGCGCGACCAACGGAAGGCUUUGAUUUGCAACUGUACCUGGCGGUCUCUAAUCAUUCGGUAAGCGCCGCCCUCAUUCAAGAGUCUCCAGUUCUUAAAUUGAUUUAUUUUGUUAGCAGAACUCUNNAGGGAGCAGAAGAGCGAUAUUCCCAGGUGGAAAANGUGGCCCUAGCUUUGAUNACUGCAGNUAGAAGACUCCGACCGUACUUCCAGAGUCAUCAAGUCGUUAUCCGGACGAACCAUCCGAUCGCCAAAAUUCUCCGAAAACCGGAUCUCGCGGGCCGAAUGGUUGCCUGGUCCAUCGAAUUAUCAGAAUUCGGCCUCCUUUUUGAACCACAGGGCUCCAUCAAAGGUCAACAUCUGGCCGACUUCACGGCAGAACUUUCGCUGGCAAUCAUACCGCCCACAUGGACUUUAAGCGUGGACGGAUCCUCAGAUAAGAAAGGAGGCGGUGCUGGAGUCGUACUCGAGGGACCGAACGGUCUGCUUGUCGAACAGGCUAUAUCCUUCAAUUUUCAACUCAGUAUUAACCAAGCUGAGUACGAGGCCUUAAUCAGCGGGCUACUUUUGGCCGUGGAAUUGGAGAUCGAGCGCCUGGAAUGCCGGAUGGACUCGCAGCUAGUCGUCGGGCACAUCAAUGGCACUUUUCAAGUCAAAGAUAAUCAUCUAUUGCAAUAUUAUCAUAAGGUUAGUGAUCUGAUCAAAUCGUUUUUCAGUUUCAAUAUUGCACAUGUACCUCGAGCACAGAACUCCCGAGCGGAUCUAUUGUCUAAACUGACACACAGCCGGAAUAAAUCUCAACUAACCUCGGUGAUCCGAACCACACUGGAUAAACCAUUGUUAGAAACAUGUUCCAUUGAUCUCACCUCUUCGAAAACUGACUGGCGACGCGAAAUCAUACAACUGAUGACUCAACAGGAACAGGGCGGGUUCGUGAGUGCCUCCGACUCUAAACGAAUUGCCUGUUAUACGUUCAUCGGCGAUGACCUUUACCGGCGCGGGUAUACCACCCCACUAUUGAAGUGUCUAUCUGCAGAUGAAGGAAAAUAUGUCAUACAAGAGCUGCAUCAUGGAAUCUGUGGUACACACUCGGGAAAAAGACUACUUCAAGCAAAAAUCCUACGAGCAGGCUUCUAUUGGCCUACCAUUGAAAGAGACUGCGUAGAUUUCGUACGAAGGUGCAUCUCUUGUCAAUCUCAUGGACAUGAUACCCGAAUCCCUCCAUCCGAACUAAUGGGAAUCAUCUCCCCAUGGCCCUUCGCCCAAUGGGGGAUGGAUAUAGCCGGCCCCUUACCGAUCGGUAGUGGGCAGCGAAAGUAUCUCCUUGUGGCGGUAGACUAUUUUACCAAGUGGAUCGAAGCGGAGGCCCUCGCAACAAUUACCGCCAGAAAAGUACAGAGUUUUAUUUGGCAUUUGAUAUGCAGAUUCGGCAUUCCACAGAAGCUCAUUACAGAUAACGGUCGGCAAUUUAUAGACCGGACGCUAGAAGAUUUCCUUCGCGGACUUGGUAUUAAACAUGUUACUAGCUCGGUAGAACAUCCCCAGACUAAUGGUCAAGCAGAGGCGGCCAAUAAAGUCAUAAUUACUGAAUUGAAGAGACGUCUGGGACAAGCCAAGGGUCUAUGGGUUGAAGAACUGCCUGAAGUAUUGUGGGCCUACCGUUGCACACCGCAUGGUGCUACCGGUGAAACUCCUUUCAACCUCACAUAUGGAACGGACGUUAUGCUACCGGUCGAAGUUGGAGAGCCCUCCUUACGGCGGAAUAUACAAGAUAUGACCAUGAAUGAUCAACAAUUGAGGAUAAACUUGGACGCAUUGCCCGAACGACGAGAAACAGCCUUAAUAAAAAAUGCAGCUCAGAAAAGACUUAUCACUCAGCGUUACAACUCCAAAAUUAAACCACGCAGCUUCGCUGAGGGAGACCUAGUUUGGCGUAAACGCGGAGACGCCCGGAAAGACAAAACGCACGGGAAGCUAGCCGACAAAUGGGAGGGACCCUUUCGCGUCAAAGACGACCUGAAUAAUGGGGCGUACCGCCUGGAACAGCUUGACGGAACGACCGUUCCCAACACAUGGAACGCAACUCAUCUCAAGUUUUACUAUAGUUGA
Vigna radiata var. radiata (mung bean) is the source of this 3750-nucleotide messenger RNA. RefSeq lists its product as uncharacterized. The transcript has a single exon. The coding region runs from base 1 to 3750 and encodes 1249 amino acids. Gene Ontology annotation, biological process: DNA integration. Lineage: Eukaryota; Viridiplantae; Streptophyta; Magnoliopsida; Fabales; Fabaceae. Gene Ontology annotation, molecular function: RNA-DNA hybrid ribonuclease activity; nucleic acid binding. The record is from RefSeq and is a predicted model, not a curated record.